Messenger RNA from Ilex paraguariensis (yerba mate), 154 nucleotides. NCBI's taxonomy places the organism in Eukaryota, Viridiplantae, Streptophyta, Magnoliopsida, Aquifoliales, Aquifoliaceae. The record is from the annotation of a GenBank genome assembly.
AUGAAGCUGCAAAAGAAUGCCCCAAAUGUGACUAGUCAAGGUGGAGGAAUGAAUAUGGCAAAGAAACUUGGGCCUUGGUUAUAUUUUCCAUACGAGUAUGAAAUUGCGAACAAAUGCCCCGAAUGUGACAAGUUUAGGGGCAAGUACGAACAUG